Xiphophorus maculatus (southern platyfish) is the source of this 4804-nucleotide messenger RNA. Its product is annotated as protein-methionine sulfoxide oxidase mical3b-like. Lineage: Eukaryota; Metazoa; Chordata; Actinopteri; Cyprinodontiformes; Poeciliidae. The record is from RefSeq and is a predicted model, not a curated record. The transcript is spliced from 33 exons. The coding region runs from base 327 to 4760 and encodes 1477 amino acids. Gene Ontology annotation, molecular function: FAD binding; protein binding.
CAGGAGACAGCGGGCCGGCUGUGAGCUGGUGUCUGGAACGGACGGGUCGGCUGCGUGUGAGAGCGUCUUUGUUUCCAUCAUGUGACCAUCACAGCUGAGAUGGGAGCUUUAUCUGCUUUAUGCUGCUGAAAAUCUCCAGAUUCCUGAAAGUUUGGAUGUUAUUCCUCUCAGUUUGGAGGUUAGAGAUCCACCAGAGGAAGUUCUGGACACUGUCUGGACCAAAACCUCAGCAACUUGCCUUUUUUCAGCUGAUGUCAGAAGAGGAGCUGGGACCCACCAACAGGUGACACCCUUCCCAUGAUGCCCUGCAGCCUUGAGGGAUCACCAUGGGAGAUGAGUCUUACCCAGAAUGCCAAACUCAGGAGUUGUUUGAUGAAUUUGUAUCAGCAUCGACCUGCAGGGCGGCGCUGCGCUGCUUCAGCCAGCUGUGCGAACAUCUGCAGCUGGAUCACAGCACCACUGAAAAGCCUCUCUACCAACCAAUCAAACAGCGGCUCAACUACUGGAAGGCCAAUGCUCUGUGGGCCAAACUGGACCGGAGGGCGGCACAGCAGGAGUACCAGAGGGGCCGGGUCUGCAGAAACAUGACUUGUGUGAUCAUCGGGGCGGGGCCUUGUGGUCUCAGGACAGCGGUGGAGCUCUGCUUCAUGGGAGCCCGAGUGGUAGUCCUGGAGAAAAGGGACUCGUUCUCCAGAAACAACGUGCUCCACCUUUGGCCCUUCACCAUCUACGACCUGAGGAGUCUUGGGGCCAAAAAGUUCUACGGAAAGUUUUGUGCAGGCUCCAUCGACCACAUCAGUAUUCGCCAGCUGCAGCUUGUUCUGCUGAAGGUGGCUUUGCUCCUGGGGGCCGAAGUUCAUGUCAAUGUUGAGUUCAAGCAGCUGUUGGAGCCACCAGAGGACCAGCACAGAAACAAGGAGGGCUGGAGGAUGGAGGUGAGUCCAAAGUCCCACCCAGUCAGUCAGAUGGAGUUUGAUGUCAUCAUUGGAGCAGAUGGACGCAGGAACACGUUGCCAGGUUUCAGGCGUAAGGAGUUCAGGGGGAAACUGGCCAUCGCCAUCACAGCCAACUUCAAAAACAAAAACACCUCAGCCGAGGCCAAAGUGGAAGAGAUCAGCGGAGUGGCUUUCAUCUUCAACCAGAGGUUCUUUCAGGAGCUGCGGCAAGAAACUGGUAUUGACCUGGAGAACAUUGUCUACUACAAGGACGACACACACUACUUUGUUAUGACAGCAAAGAAACAGAGUCUCUUGGACAAAGGAGUCAUUCUACAGGACUUUCCAGACACAGAGCAGCUCCUCUCUCGAGGGAAUGUGGACCAGGAUGCUUUGCAGGCAUACGCCCGUGAGGCCGCAGACUUCUCCACCAAUCACCAGCUGCCAAUCCUGGACUUCGCCAUGAACCACUACGGUCAGCCGGACGUCGCCAUGUUCGACUUUACCUGCAUGUACGCAUCAGAAAACGCUGCCUUGAUUCGCCAGCGCCACGGACACCAGCUGCUGGUCACAUUGGUUGGAGACAGUCUGCUGGAGCCCUUUUGGCCAAUGGGGACAGGUGUGGCACGGGGGUUCCUAGCAGCUCUGGAUUCAGCCUGGAUGAUCAGAAGUUGGGCUCAGGGUAGAGCACCACUAGAUGUCCUGGCUGAGAGGGAGAGUCUGUACCAUCUGCUGCCUCAGACGACUCCAGAGAAUAUGCAGAAGAGCAUCAGUCUGUUCACCGUAGAUCCAGUGACAAGAUACGUGAACAUCAGCCCUCUGACCGUCACACCUGCUCAGGUGAGACACCUGGUAGACACAGGUAGAGAGGCCGGGCUAAACACAAGUGAGAGUGAUAUUAUCCGGCUGCCUUCCCCCAGAAUUUCAAGACAAGAGUCCUUCUCUCAGUCCAAUCAGCUGCUGACUUGGUGUCAGCAGCAGACUCAUGGUUACAGAGGUGUCGCUAUUUGUGACCUGACUACUUCCUGGAAGAGUGGCCUUGCCCUUUGUGCUCUUAUCCACCGAUGCCAACCAGAUUUGAUAGACUACGACUCUCUGGACGAGUCGUCAGUGGAGGAAAACAUCCGCCUCGCAUUUGAUGUGGCUGAGCAAGAGUUUGGGAUUUCACCUCUGAUGACGGUGGAAGAGAUGUCGUCUGUUGGAGAACCAGACUCUCUUUCUAUGGUGAUGUACCUGAGUCAGUUCUACCAGCUGCAUAAAGAGUCACUGCACCCUGCUGGCUCUCUGAGUCAGAAUGCUGAUCUGAGAGCAGCUCUCUUCACUCCAGCCUCCCUCCUCAGCAGACUGGGAACCAGUCCGUCCAGGAAGAGAAACCCAAAGGAGCAUGGAGAUGCUCUGGGCAAAAAGAGAAGGACGAGUCCAGAGAGCGGAGAGCUGCAGGAGUCACGUGACCUUAAUGGCGACUUUGAUGAGAACUUUGUGGGCGGGACCAGCCGCUCUAGAGUUCGUCUGAUGGCCAAUCAGCUGCAGGCAAAGCUGGAUGAGGGCUCUGCGACCUGCGUGAACUCUUCGUCUUCUUCUGCUUCCGCUCUACGUCAGCAGUGUCUUCAGAUGUACACCGGUGGAGUGAACUCACUGGCUGAGCAGAUAACCAGCCGUUUUCAGCGUCAGCAGCAGAGUAGCUUGGUCUCUGUGGGAAGCGACGUCUGUUUCUUCUGCAAGCAGAAGGUUUAUGUGAUGGAGCGUCUGAGCGCCGAGGGGCUCUUCUUCCAUCGCAGCUGCUUCCGUUGUGAUUCCUGCAGCGCCCCCCUCAGGCUGGUCUCCUACAGCUACGACCAGGACACCGGAAGGUUUCGCUGCCUGCAGCAUCCUGACUGCCGGCCGGCUGCUCCCAGGAAGAGAGCGACUCCCACGGGAACAUCGGCGCCAUCUCCGUCCUCGGCCGCGUCCCUCUCCGACUCUCUGAGCGAGCGGCGCCGGUCUUCAGCUGCGUCUGUGAUGGCGGCGACGCCGGAGCGGAUCGAGCUGGAGAACCGCAGGAAGGAGGAGGAGGUGCCGGAGGAGGUCCAGAACCAGGUCAACCUGAGCCAAGGUGUGCAUGUCAGCUCAGAGGAAGAGGAGGAUGAAGGUCCAGGCUGUGAGGAAGAGGAGGAUGAAGGUCCAGGCUGUGUGACCUCACAGGAGGCGAACACUUUGAGGCGGGAAACUCUGAGAGAGGAAGAGGAGGAAGAGGAAGGCAGCGCUGGAGACGAGUCCAGUGACGAGGGGGAGUACAGCCCCUGGGAGACGGAGCGCCGCUCGGGUCUGUGGCUCCUGUUAGAGGAGGAAGCAGAGUUUCCUCCUCUCGGCUCACCUGUGCAGCGAGGCUCCGCCCCCUCCUCUCUGACUCCGCCCACUGACCCGACGCCCUCCACCGCCUCCUUUGUCACCUCAACUGACUCCACCCCUGACUCUGACAUCACCAAAAUUCCCCUCUCACCUGUGAUCGUCAUGGAGACGGCAGCGCAGAAACGGCCCACAGCAGGAGGGCGGGGCUCGUUUGAUGACAUCACACCUGAGCUGCCCCAGAAGAAGCCGCUGCUCCAGCAGGAGGACCGGGGGGCGGAGCCAGAGGAGGAGGAGUCAGGCGGAGUGAGGCGGCGGAGCCAAAGAGACGGUCCACACCCCACCCUCCCUCUGCUUCCUGGAGGCGGAGCUCUCUUCCUCCACCUCAAGAAGCUCCGGGAGGCUCCGCCCCCUUACCAGGUGGAGCUCGGUGGGGGCGGAGCCAGAGGCCUGUUGAAGGCAGUUCUACCCGGAAACAGAAAGGAGAAGAAACGGAGGGGCGGGACUUUACCUGCAGAGAAGUUCAGGAGGCUCCCGGCCAAUCACAGCAGGAAUACAGUCGCAGGAGAGCAGUCGACUCUGGAGUCUUCAACGCUGCUGCAGAGAUGUUCGCUAAAACCCGGAAACAAUUUGCAGUUGCAGUUGUUCGACCUCGUGUCUGAACUGCAGAAAGUUUCCGUGGAGGAAGAGGAGGCUGAAGAGGAGAACCAGCAGGUCUACGUCCCUCAUGCUCUGGCCUUCAGGCGGUCGUAUGGAGACAAGAUUAAGAAAUGCGUGAGGGACAGCGUCCUGGACUCGGAUGGACAGUCUUCCUGUCCCACGGAGGUUCUGGGCGUCCUGGUCCCGCCCAAAGAGCCGUCCAGCCUCAGCGUGAGGGAGACCAUGUUCCAGAAACAGGAAGGGGACGAAGACGGAGAUCUGGACGCCAAAAUCACCCGCCGCGUCCAGAGAGCGGCCAGGAGGCAGGCCAAGAAGGAGCAGCUGAAGAGGCUGCACAAGGCCCAGAUGAUCCAGCGGCAGCUGCAGCAGGUGGAGGUGAAGCAGAGAGAGCUGGAGGAGAGAGGAGUGAUGGUGGAGAAAGCUCUGCGAGGAGAAGCAGACUACUGGGAGGACUCCAGCCACGGUCCAGACACGGAGCUUCACCUGGGAGGACUGGGCAAACUGGACAACCUGGUUCUGAUGCAGCAGUGGUUCCGACUGGUCCAGCAGAAGAACUCUCUGGUCCGAUACGAGUCGGAACUCAUGAUCUUCGCUCGGGAGCUGCAGCUGGAGGACCGACAGAGCUGCCUGCAGCAGGAGCUGAGGGAGCGGAUGGCCGUGGACGAUCACCUGAAGGGCGAGGAGCAGCUGGACGAGGAGCGGCGGAUCCUGGAGGAGAUGCUGGAGGUGGUGGAGCAGCGCGACGCCCUGGUGGAGCUGCUGGAGGAGCAGCGCCUACUGGACCGCCAGCAGGACCAGAACCUGGAGGUUCUGCUGGCCGGGGCGCUCAGCUGGGCCUGACGGAACCGGACCAGAACCUGGGGGUUCUGCUGGUUCUGAUUCAG